GUGAAUAAAUGAUAAUAACAUGAGAUGUAUUUUAAUUAUAUUAUAUUAAUCUUCUUUGGUAGUAUUAUUAAUUUUGUUUAUAAUGCUUACCCAAGCAAUGUAUCAAUAAUAAAUAAUAAUGUGUCUGAUGCGCCGCAAGACUUGAGAGUUGAAAUAUUUGAUGAGUUUGGAAAUAUUAAUGACGAUAAUAGUCAUGAUAGCGUGUUAAAAUUUAACAUUUCGUGGUUGCCUCCAUACUCAUGGUGCCCUACAUCAUACAGUAUUUUUAUUAAUUCCAUGACAGUUGAUCAAAAAAAUACAAUUAGUUGUCCUGAAGAAAGUAUUUUUUAUACAACAACAACAACAACAACAGAUGAUAAUCUAUUUAAUAUUGUUCUUCCUGAGAAUUCACUGUUAUCAGAUGUACCAGAAUUACAAAUCAGACCUAGUUGUACUUAUGAAAUUCAAGUUUUUGCAAAUCCACGUGCAAAUGCAAACUCCAACGCUGCUAAAAUUAACAUAACAGUACCAAAUUGUAUAGGAAAAUUAUGUAAUUGUGAUGAAGCUUCGAAAUUACUUCCUUCAGUUGAGGUAAAUGCAUCUAUUGCCGACUCCAAAAGUAUUCUUAUUUCAUGGAGUACAAUACAUCAGUUAUUGAAUGCAUCAGAUAUUUCUUCAUUCAUCGUCGGAUACUCAAUACCAAUUUUAAUAUCUAAAAAUGGAAUUCCAGUCUACAAUUUGACAAAAUUAACCAGUGCGCCGAGCAAUGCCCGGUCGUAUAUCUGGCAUACAGAAUCAUCAGUUAAUUCAAUUUUUGAUAAAGAAAUGAAAAUUUUUGUCGCUGCUGAAGAUAUUCACGGAUGUCGCGGUCGAAUGAGUGAUUAUAUUAUUAAAACAAACGCCCAACCACUUCUGAUGUCAAUAACAUACAGUAAUCAAUGGCUAAUAUGGAGUACAGUACUUAUAAUUUGCUCAAUAAUUAUCGGAUUGUUCACUUACAUUCGGAAUCGAGGUCAUGAAAAUUACAAAUUCAUUUUAUCAAAUCACGUCACGUCUGGCAUUAGUAGCAUCAGAAUAUCAGAAAGAAACGGCUGGAUAAAUACUGUUUUAAAGAAGAAAAACAUGCUUUAUGCAGAUGAAAUUAUCGAGACGACGGAAACGAUAACCGAUGGCUACGAAAUAUCGUAUGACCGUAUUAAAAUUUCAAGUGAACUCGGCAAAGGGCAGUUCGGCAAAGUUUACUUAGGCUAUUUAGACUUUGUAACUAAUAAUAAUAAUAAUAAUGAAGGAGAGGAAAAUGGUUUUCCAGUAGCCGUAAAAAUGAUGAACCCGGGGAAUGUUGAUGACAAGACAGCGGCGCGUCGUCAAUUGGUUUACGAGAUUGGGACAAUGAAACGUGCCGGAUCUCAUCCACAUCUUGUUAAACUUAUUGGCUGUUGUACGAAACUUGAGAAUCCAAUUUGUAUUAUUUUGGAGUACGUCGAAGGCGGUGAUUUGCUUGGUUAUCUUCACCAAUUGCGUGAUAGUCUAAAUAAAAAAUUAACAUCAACUCAUUCAACAUCAGAAUUGUGCUCAAACGAGAAUGCAACACCAGAAGUACGGCUUAUUGCGCCGAAUUACGUCAAGUACAACAGUACAGCGGAACUGACGUGUGAUCAUACUGUUGCACCAGAUGACCUUCAUAAGGUUGAAUUUUUAAAAGAUAAUAAAAAAAUAUUGGAAUAUAUAAGAGAUCGUACAGAUCCAUUUAGAAAAUCGCCGCCAGCCGGUUUAGAAUUUGAGCAUUCGCUCGAUGGCAAGACAAUCAAAUUAAAUGAUGUACACUUUGAUGCCUCUGGCUCAUAUUCCUGCUUGGUAAGCUCUACUUAUCCAAUUUACACUGAAAGCUCGGACGAAGUAAAGCUGCAAGUUAUAGUACCUCAGUCGGAUAAUCCGCACAUAACUUUCAAGAAGGCUGUUUACACAGUAGGAGAAGUCCUCGAGGCAAAUUGUACCUCAGCUCCUGCGAAUCCAGUUCCUCAUUUGACAUGGCUCAUCAAUGGAUUAGAAGUUAUUGAAACACGCGUUACAACUUUCCCGUACCGUCAACACCAAAAACAUUUAAUGUCAGUAGAAUCACAGCUAUCUAUUGAAGUUUCUGAUUUACAUGCCGGGAAAAAUGGACAUUUGGAAAUAAGUUGCCGAGCAACAAUACCAAACUAUUUGCUUCAUCAAAAAGAUUACGCUGACAUUAGAACAAAGACUGUAACAGUGGAAAUAAUUCCUGGUCCCUCUCCGACAACUUCGUUGGCUGUUCUUCCACGUGGACUCACACCGAUCGUUAUUUCAAGCGUAUUGUGUGUGUUACACAUCUAUAAUUAAUGAUAAAUAUAUAUUUAAAUAAUAAAUAAAACGUCAAUUGCUAAAUAAAAGAUUUAAAAAAAAAAAAAAAAAAAAAAAACAGAGUAUACUAUAUAACAAAAUAAAUAAAUUAUUUAAAGAAACCGAUGUAAUAUAUUAAAAAAUAUAUUAAAAGAAAAAACAAUAAAUAUGAUAACAGAUGAAGAAAUAUACAUACACAUGUAAAAGACUUAAAUUCAUAUGUUUUAUAUGUAAUAAGUAUAUAUUUUGUUAGUUUUGAAAUGUUUAUCCAACUGUCAAAUAUUUAUAGUAUAUUUAUAAUUAUAAAUUUAUUUAGCCGUAUUGAAUAUUUAAUUGCAAAAAAGGACAAUUAUAGCAGUAAUAACGAAAAUGAAUUAACUAUCUCUAACCGGAUUGUUGGUGGCUAUGCAGUUAAGAUUAGUAAAUUACCUUUUAUGGUAAGUCUCUCGCUGCUGAAUAGUUAUUUUGGUUAAUUAAACUAUUAUUAUUGGCAACAGUUAAAUAUUAAAUUAGGUUUCAAUGCAAUGGCGGCAUGAUUCCGAACAUUUCUGUGGCGGUAGUUAUAUUAGACCUACAUUUGUAUUGACCGCCGCUCAUUGUCUUUGCCUCAGGUACUCUGCAAAAAAAUAAUUAAAUAAAUAAAAAUAUAAUAUUA
This is a messenger RNA of Cotesia glomerata, 2995 nucleotides long. Its product is annotated as receptor-like tyrosine-protein kinase kin-15. Gene Ontology annotation, cellular component: signaling receptor complex. Bases 25 to 2340 code for a protein of 771 amino acids. The transcript has 12 exons. The record is from RefSeq and is a predicted model, not a curated record. Gene Ontology annotation, molecular function: ATP binding; transmembrane receptor protein tyrosine kinase activity. Lineage: Eukaryota; Metazoa; Arthropoda; Insecta; Hymenoptera; Braconidae. Gene Ontology annotation, biological process: multicellular organism development; cell surface receptor protein tyrosine kinase signaling pathway; protein phosphorylation.